UGCUUUUCCUGCGCCCUGCUGGGAGCUGCGCACUCCAGGUAUCCUGGCCUGCCGCCCUAGCCGGCCCAAGGAGCCACACAGGACAGUUGACCCAACACUUCUGCCAUCUGAAGAAUGACACCUGCAUCCCUCCAUCCGUGGGACCGCCAAGGAACUCAGGGAGCUCAGAUUCUCUCAGAUCAAAAAGACACCGAGUCAUCGGAUAGCCAUGCCGUCCUGAAAACGGCCUUCUUUUGAAGAAAAUGUGAAUGGGAAGCAUGAAUAAUGAUGAACAAGUUCAGUGACUUCCACCCUGUUGGAGAAAUUGACCUUCAUCCCCAGUUCCUGUGCAGCUUUCUGGAUCUCGUCUUCCAAGGUGAAGUGGAGGUUCCGGAUCCGAACGACCCUUUAGGACCCCUUGAUGGGCAGGACGGCCCGAUUCCAACUCUGAAAGGUUACUUUCUGAAUUUUCUGGAGCCAGUAAACAAUAUCACCAUUGUCCAAGGCCAGACGGCAAUUCUGCACUGCAAGGUGGCGGGAAACCCACCCCCCAACGUGCGGUGGCUGAAGAACGACGCCCCGGUGGUGCAGGAGCCGCGGCGGAUCAUCAUCCGGAAGACAGAAUACGGCUCGCGACUGCGAAUCCAGGACCUGGACACGACAGACACUGGCUACUACCAGUGCGUGGCCACCAACGGGAUGAAGACCAUUACCGCCACCGGCGUCCUGUUUGUGCGGCUGGGUCCAACGCACAGCCCAAAUCAUAACUUUCAGGACGAUUACCAUGAGGAUGGGUUCUGCCAGCCUUACCGGGGAAUUGCCUGUGCGCGCUUCAUUGGCAACCGGACCAUUUAUGUGGACUCGCUCCAGAUGCAGGGGGAAAUUGAAAACCGAAUCACAGCGGCCUUCACCAUGAUCGGCACCUCUACGCACCUGUCGGACCAGUGCUCGCAGUUCGCCAUCCCAUCCUUCUGCCACUUCGUGUUCCCUCUGUGCGACGCGCGCUCCCGGGCACCCAAGCCGCGUGAGCUGUGCCGCGACGAGUGCGAGGUGCUGGAGAGCGACGGUUCCUCCAUGGAGGUGUCAUGGCCUGCACUCUUCUCACCCAUGGCUGAGCAGGACCAUCAGUGCUAUAACGGCUCAGGCACGGAUUACAGAGGAACGGCAAGCACCACCAAGUCAGGUCACCAGUGCCAGCCGUGGGCCCUGCAGCACCCCCACAGCCACCACCUGUCCAGCGCAGACUUCCCUGAGCUUGGAGGGGGGCACGCCUACUGCCGGAACCCCGGAGGCCAGAUGGAGGGCCCCUGGUGCUUUACGCAGAAUAAAAACGUACGCAUGGAACUGUGUGACGUACCCUCGUGUAGUCCUCGAGACAGCAGCAAGAUGGGGAUUCUGUACAUCUUGGUCCCCAGCAUCGCAAUUCCACUGGUCAUCGCUUGCCUUUUCUUCUUAGUCUGCAUGUGCCGGAAUAAGCAGAAGGCAUCUGCGUCCACACCGCAGCGGCGACAGCUGAUGGCCUCGCCCAGCCAAGACAUGGAAAUGCCCCUUAUUAACCAGCACAAACAGGCCAAACUCAAAGAGAUCAGCCUGUCUGCAGUGAGGUUCAUGGAGGAGCUGGGAGAGGACCGGUUCGGGAAAGUCUACAAGGGCCACCUGUUUGGCCCCGCCCCGGGGGAGCAGACCCAGGCCGUGGCCAUCAAAACACUGAAGGACAAAGCAGAGGGGCCCCUGCGGGAGGAGUUCCGGCACGAGGCCAUGCUGCGAGCACGGCUGCAACACCCCAACAUCGUCUGCCUGCUGGGCGUGGUGACCAAGGACCAGCCCCUGAGCAUGAUCUUCAGCUACUGUUCGCACGGCGACCUCCACGAAUUCCUGGUCAUGCGCUCGCCGCACUCGGACGUGGGCAGCACGGACGACGACCGCACGGUGAAGUCCGCCCUGGAGCCCCCCGACUUCGUGCACCUGGUGGCACAGAUCGCGGCAGGGAUGGAGUACCUCUCCAGCCACCACGUGGUUCACAAGGACCUGGCCACCCGCAACGUGCUGGUGUACGACAAGCUGAACGUGAAGAUCUCAGACUUGGGCCUCUUCCGAGAGGUGUAUGCCGCCGAUUACUAUAAGCUGCUGGGGAACUCGCUGCUGCCCAUCCGCUGGAUGGCCCCGGAGGCCAUCAUGUACGGCAAGUUCUCCAUCGACUCGGACAUCUGGUCCUAUGGCGUGGUCCUGUGGGAGGUCUUCAGCUACGGCCUGCAGCCUUACUGCGGGUACUCCAACCAGGACGUGGUGGAGAUGAUCCGGAACCGGCAGGUGCUGCCCUGCCCGGACGACUGUCCCGCCUGGGUGUACGCCCUCAUGAUCGAGUGCUGGAACGAGUUCCCCAGCCGGCGGCCCCGCUUCAAGGACAUCCACAGCCGGCUCCGAGCCUGGGGCAACCUUUCCAACUACAACAGCUCGGCGCAGACCUCGGGGGCCAGCAACACCACGCAGACCAGCUCCCUGAGCACCAGCCCAGUGAGCAAUGUGAGCAACGCCCGCUAUGUGGGGCCCAAGCAGAAGGCCCCGCCCUUCCCACAGCCCCAGUUCAUCCCCAUGAAGGGUCAGAUCAGACCCAUGGUGCCCCCGCCGCAGCUCUACAUCCCUGUCAAUGGCUACCAGCCGGUGCCGGCCUAUGGGGCCUACCUGCCCAAUUUCUACCCAGUGCAGAUCCCAAUGCAGAUGGCCCCGCAGCAGGUACCUCCUCAGAUGGUCCCCAAGCCCAGCUCACACCACAGCGGCAGCGGCUCCACCAGCACAGGCUACGUCACCACGGCCCCCUCCAACACGUCCGUGGCGGACAGGGCAGCCCUGCUCUCAGAGGGCACCGAGGACGCACAGAACGCCCCAGAAGACGGGGCACAGAGCCCCGUGCAGGAAGCAGAGGAGGAGGAAGGCUCUGUCCCAGAGACUGAGCUGCUGGGGGACAGUGACACUCUGCAGGUGGACGAAGCCCAAGUCCAGCUGGAAGCUUGAGUGGCACCAGGGCCCAGGGUUCGGGGACGGAAACCCCGCUGAGACCCCACAGGGACCUCAGUCGCCUUUGAGAAGACACCAUACCCAGCAAUCACGAGAGCCCGCCGGCCAGCGGGCUUGUUUACAGACAGGGUGAGGUGGAGCCCUGCUCCUCUCUGUCCUCUGACACAGACAGCUGUCCUGCCUAGGAGCACCCAAGCCAGGCAGGGGGCCUGGUAGCACGGCAUCCUGAGGAGCAGGACACAUGGUCACCCCCAGGGCUGCCUACAUUGAUUCUGGUGGUAGACUGGUAGUGAGCAGCAAAUGCCUUUCAAGAAAAUAGGUGGCAACUUCACUCCGUGUCGUAUUUGGAGCGAAUAUUUCGGAACGUUGGGAAUAAGGGCCUGCAAAAGGCAGCGAGGAGGCACCUCGGUCUUGAGGUUCCCGACAAGCCAUCUGGUCUGUUGCUUUGAGGAUGAAGGGGCUCCAUUUCUGCUGCCUCCCUGCCAAGAAUAUUCUCCCUUUAGCAGCCAAAGAUUCGUUGGAACCGAGGCUGCCCUCUGCUGCCUGUUGGGGUCGGAAGACAAGGGGCUCCUGAAAUGGGAGUUCCUGAGAUACAACAAAACGUGUGCCUUCGAAGAAAUGGACAGCUUUGUGUUUGGUGAAAUGGUUUUAAUUAUACUGCAUGUGUAUUUUGCCCACUUUUUGGGAAUUCAAGGGAAAGUGUUUCUUGGGUUUGGAAUGUUCAGAAGAAGCAAUAUUGUACAGAACACAGUAUUGUUAUUUUUUUUUAAGAAUCAUGUACAGACCUUAAAUGUAAUUUAUAUGUUUUUAAUAUGCCAUUUUCAUUGAAGUAUUUUGAUCCUAAGAUAAUGAUUUUAGUAAUUUAACUGUUUACGUUACCCGUGUUGGGAUCCAGCUGGUCUUGGUUUGCUUAUCUUUGUACCACGUGCACAGGAGGUCCAUUCAUUUUACAGCCCCUGUUACACACAGACCCACAGGCAGCCGUCUGUGCCCCGCACACAUCGUUGGUCCCAUUUGUAAAUCCCACACCUGGUGUAUCCAAUAAAGUGAAACAAAGCAU
This is a messenger RNA of Mandrillus leucophaeus (drill), 4054 nucleotides long. RefSeq names its product receptor tyrosine kinase-like orphan receptor 2 (gene ROR2). The coding region runs from base 265 to 2991 and encodes 908 amino acids. The transcript has 12 exons. The record is from RefSeq and is a predicted model, not a curated record. Gene Ontology annotation, biological process: positive regulation of kinase activity; multicellular organism development; protein phosphorylation. Gene Ontology annotation, cellular component: signaling receptor complex. Gene Ontology annotation, molecular function: protein binding; transmembrane receptor protein tyrosine kinase activity; ATP binding. Lineage: Eukaryota; Metazoa; Chordata; Mammalia; Primates; Cercopithecidae.